Messenger RNA from Rotaria sp. Silwood2, 482 nucleotides. NCBI's taxonomy places the organism in Eukaryota, Metazoa, Rotifera, Eurotatoria, Philodinida, Philodinidae. The record is from the annotation of a GenBank genome assembly.
AUGAAGGCGAGUCAAAAUGAACAGCGGCAAAGAAAUGAAGAACUAACUGCUCAAAAUAAGAAGUUGCGUGAAGAUCUAGAUAGGUAUCAGAAAGAACAUGAAGAACAAUUAAAACAAAUGACAAAACUCUUGACAGAACUGAAAGAUCAGAAAUUGAAUUCGUUCGAAGCUAUCGAAACACAUAAUAAAAGAGCAAAAGAAGCACUCGUUCAAUUAGCACAACAAGCUAAGCCGAUAGGAAUGACCGGUAACAAUGUAGCCCUAUUCGGUUUAACAUCAACAGGAAAAUCAACAAUGCUCAAUAGUCUUCUUGGUGAAAAAAAAGCUGCAACAGGUGUUGGUGAAACAACUUUAGAAGUUGCAUCAUAUGCUGGACGAAAUUUCGUUCUUUGGGAUAUUCCUGGUCGAAAUGAUGAAAUAUCGUAUAUGAGUAUGCAAUAUAUGUCAGUCUUCACAGGAUUAACCCCACGUCCUGUUCUUGU